AUGGCCGCAUCUCCUCGUACCGAAACCGAACCCCUCCUUCCCCACAAUCUCGAGAGCCAGAUUUCGAACAAGAUAUUGAAAUCCUGCGAACACGGCAACCACGCAACUAGCCGUGGGUACUGGGCAAGUAUUAAAUUCUUUCUCCGUCAGAUCAUCGGCCAUGAUGAGAAGAAGCGUUCCAAUGUCGGUAUACAAGCUCGGAUGGUCUCUGACGCCAUCAUCGGACUCUCGGAUGGCCUCACUGUCCCCUUUGCGCUCACUGCUGGCUUGUCUUCCGUCAGUGGCAUUACUGCGCGAACCGUUAUUUUUGGUGGAUUGGCGGAGUUGAUCGCGGGGGCUAUCUCGAUGGGACUUGGCGGGUAUCUCGGUGCACGUAGUGAAGCCCAAUCAUGGAAUGAGACCAAGAGAAGAGAGAACCUCCGCAUUGCCACUGAGCCAGAGAUGGCAGUUGCGGACGUCAAGGCCAUCUUCGCAUCCUAUGAUAUUACUCCAGGCACUCUCGAUGCUCUUGUCAAUCAGCUAUCGGCGUCCCCCAAGUUUGUUGAGUUUAUUAUGGAGUUUCAUCACGGCACGCCGGAGCCAGCUUCUUCUCGAGCACUGCAGUCGGCUUUCACAAUUGCGCUCGGAUACAUGUUAGGUGGUAUUAUUCCCCUGGUCCCCUAUUUCUUUGUCGGGCAAGAUGGCCCAGAUCAGAUCUUCCUCGCGCUAUGGAUAUCAGUUGGCGUGAUGGCUUUCGCCCUGUUCGUCUUUGGAUAUGUGAAGAACUGUGCCUUCUCGGGCUGGGCUGGUUGGCGAUGCGUUAAGCAGGGUAUCUACGGGGGCGGACAGAUGGUAAUUGUAGGUGGAUCCGCUGCGGGAUCGGCAGUUGCCUUGGUGAGGCUCUUCGACGGACUGGGAGAGUCUUGA
This is a messenger RNA of Pseudomassariella vexata, 906 nucleotides long. RefSeq names its product vacuolar iron transporter Ccc1. Gene Ontology annotation, molecular function: iron ion transmembrane transporter activity; manganese ion transmembrane transporter activity. The record is from RefSeq and is a predicted model, not a curated record. Gene Ontology annotation, biological process: intracellular manganese ion homeostasis. The coding region runs from base 1 to 906 and encodes 301 amino acids. Lineage: Eukaryota; Fungi; Ascomycota; Sordariomycetes; Amphisphaeriales; Pseudomassariaceae. Gene Ontology annotation, cellular component: fungal-type vacuole membrane. The transcript has 2 exons.